Vicia faba (fava bean) is the source of this 378-nucleotide messenger RNA. The record is from the annotation of a GenBank genome assembly. NCBI's taxonomy places the organism in Eukaryota, Viridiplantae, Streptophyta, Magnoliopsida, Fabales, Fabaceae.
AUGUUUGUGCUUCUUCACAGAUGGUUUUCUCAUCAUCUGCAACUAUUUAGCUUUUCCUUGAAGAAAUUAUGCGAGACAUUCAGAAAGCUCAGCCAGAUUGGAGAAUCAUUAUACUUAUAUACUUCAAUCCAACCGCGGCACAUGAAAGUGUUAGAUCACUGGAUUUUAUAUAUAGUGGAUUGUGGGUUCUACACUCAGAAAGAGAGGGAGGAAGGUGCGGCUCGUAUCCCACCCGGUACUCUUCCACCACCGCCGGUUUAUGAUGUCAAAGUUUGUUGCCAGUUUGAUCAAGAAUCCUGGUGGAACAAAGGAGGGAGUAAUGUUGUUGGUGGGAUUGAGUUUGGCCAAGGGCUUCAGGUGAGAAAAGCUAAUGUUUGA